AUGGCGGGGCCGGGUAGUUCCAUGUUGUAUUCCUUUCUUCUGUUCACUGUCAUUCUAUCACUUCAACAGAUGUACAGAGGGAAGUUAGCAUCAACAGAGUUGUUUACCAUUCUUGGGGGUUUCAUUAGUUCUCUCCUAUUCCUUGUGCUGUUCACAUUCAUUGGCAAUCUCCAAGAAACAAGUGGCGUAAGGACUGGCUGGGGUGCCGUUAUUAUAGCAGAAGCAGUUGCUCUUAUUGCUGCUGGCACUGUCCAUCGAGUUUGUAUCACAACAUGUCCUCUUAUAGAUAGGGAGCCAGACAUUUUCAGUGGGCGUACGCAAGGCAAAGCAUAA
Messenger RNA from Prunus armeniaca (apricot), 333 nucleotides. Lineage: Eukaryota; Viridiplantae; Streptophyta; Magnoliopsida; Rosales; Rosaceae. The record is from the annotation of a GenBank genome assembly.